This is a messenger RNA of Tarenaya hassleriana, 967 nucleotides long. Its product is annotated as probable DNA double-strand break repair Rad50 ATPase. The coding region runs from base 209 to 730 and encodes 173 amino acids. The record is from RefSeq and is a predicted model, not a curated record. The transcript has 4 exons. Lineage: Eukaryota; Viridiplantae; Streptophyta; Magnoliopsida; Brassicales; Cleomaceae.
AUUUAUAAGUAUUUCUCUAGAUUGUGUAAUUAUCUUCGGUGUUCAUAUCGCAGCAUCCAUCAUCUCUGGGUCCAAAAGGAGAGUUCUCAGUCGCCCAUUUUCUUCUGCAGAAGAACCCAGAAAAAGAGAGAGAGAGAGAGAGAAAGAGAGGGAAAGAUAAAGAGAGAGAGGGAGGUUUUUUGCUUUUGUGGAGCGAAGAGAGAAGAAGAUGCAGACGAUAGAGACGUCGCAACCGGCGGCGGCUCCGCCGCAUAGCCGACAGUUGGGGGCGCAGUUAUCGGGAAGUCUGAGUUUCAGCAGCCAAAUGUCGAAGGAAGACGAGGAAAUGUCGAAGUCUGCGUUGUCGGCCUUCAGAGCGAAAGAAGAAGAGAUCGAGAAGAAGAAGAUGGAGAUUAGGGAAAGGGUUCAGGCUCAGCUCGGCCGCGUCGAGGAAGAAACCAAGCGUCUGGCUAUGAUCCGCGAGGAACUUGAAGCUUUGGCUGAUCCCAUGAGAAAGGAAGUUGCUUUGGUCCGGAAGAAGAUUGAUUCCGUGAACAAAGAGUUAAAGCCGUUGGGAAAUACGGUUCAGAAGAAGGAAAGAGAGUACAAGGAGGCUCUUGAAGUGUUCAACGAAAAGAACAGGGAGAAGGUUCAGCUAAUCACCAAACUAAUGGAGCUAGUGGGAGAAAGCGAGAGACACAGGUUGAAGAAGCUGGACGAGCUAAGCAAGAGCAUAGAAUCUAUACACUGACUUGACAAAACCCUAAAACGUACGGCCAAGAUCCUCCAUGCUUAACUUUGAAUAGGUUUUGUGGGUGAUGUAUUUAGAAUGUGACCUUAUUAUAUAUAUAUAUGGAGUCGAGUGUUAUUUUUAAUUUCAGGUUUGGUGUAUUAAGUUGUUUACGCUAUCUUUUGUUAGGUUUUUGUGGAGAAUUAUAAUGUUUUAGGAAUUAAGACAAAAAAAAAAAAGACAGGUUUGUAACUAAAA